AUGACAACUACUGUGACUACUAGGGUUUUGACGGAUCUGGUGCAAGAUGCUACGAUGGUAGAUAUUGGUGGCACGGAUCGACCACCGGGGGAGCCUCCGGAUACACUGGGAUCAUGGGUGUCGAAGGUGACUGGUCGAACUGUGGGUGGCAUGCCGAACCCGGACUCUAUUGUUGAUGACGCGUUUGUGAUGGAGAGAGUAUCUAUGGCGUUUUCGUAUAAUGAAGAUGGGGAACCGGAGAUAACUAUUGGGCAGGAAGUUCUGGACGCUAUGAAUGGGUUGUUGAAGAGUUGCAUGAUUGUUAAAGUGUUAGGACGAAGUAUGCCGAUUGCGGUCCUGCAGAGGAAGUUGAGGGUGUUGUGGAAACCAAAAGGGGCGAUGUAUGUCAUGGAUCUCCCACGGCAAUUCUUUAUGGUCCGGUUUGACGUUGAGGAGGAGUAUAUGGUAGCGUUGACAGGAGGACCAUGGAGGAUUUUUGGUAAUUAUCUGAUGGUCCAGGCUUGGACGCUGGAGUUUGAUCCUCUCAAGGAUGAGAUUACUACAACUCCGGUUUGGGUGAGGAUUUCCAUCUUACCAUAUAAUUUUUACCAUAAAGCUAUUCUCUCAUGGAUCGCCCAGAGUUUGGGGAGGCCAGUGAAAGUGUAUCGAACAACGUUAUCCUUUGAGAGGGGACGGUUUGCUUGA
Camelina sativa (false flax) is the source of this 684-nucleotide messenger RNA. RefSeq lists its product as uncharacterized. Lineage: Eukaryota; Viridiplantae; Streptophyta; Magnoliopsida; Brassicales; Brassicaceae. The record is from RefSeq and is a predicted model, not a curated record. Gene Ontology annotation, molecular function: nucleic acid binding; zinc ion binding.